UGAUGAUAAUUUUGAUUAUUAUAAUGCACAAUAUUGCUUUAACUAACUGUAGAAUCUAGCAUCCAAAAAAGUAUAUUGGAUUAGUUCGGAAACCAAUUUCAAUUUUAUAAUUGAUAUAAGAACCUCUAAUCGGAUAAGAAAGGAUAAACGAAUUUUCAAUAGAAAGACUUGAGUUCGAUUCUAAUUUAGUUUUAUAGCAAGAAUUAUUAGAGGAAGAUAUUUCUGAAUUUCCAAAAUAAAAUUACACCAUACCAUAGUUUUAAUAAUUAAAUGAGUAAAAGCAAAGUUCAUAUAAGGAAGAGUUCUAGAAAGUGAAAUAACUGUUGAUAAAACUACACUAUAAAGAAGUUUUAUUAAGCUUGUUUAUAGUAUCGGUUUUUAUCAUUAUUUUGUGCAUUAUAAAAUUUUGUUUUUUAUCUCAACCAUAAGAACAAAUAGAUCAUGAAAAAGUAUUUGUUUAAUGUUUAUUUAAAGUUAGAAACAAAAAUAAUUAGGAGCAGAUUAUUCAAUAUUGAAUUCUAAGACAAUAAGUGAUGACGAAUAAUUGAAUCAAAGUACAUUAAUAAAAUAUAAAAUAACUGAUAUGACACCAUAAAUAAGAAAUCCAUAUGAUGAGAGUUUUGUUAAAGCUUCAAUGAAAGCAACAACAAGAGGAUCGGCAUGUGAUUAAAGCUUAUUAGAAAUAGAUGAAUUGUUAAAAGAUUUGCAGAAUUGA
Molecule: messenger RNA, 715 nt
Organism: Paramecium sonneborni
Lineage: Eukaryota; Ciliophora; Oligohymenophorea; Peniculida; Parameciidae
Source: the annotation of a GenBank genome assembly